GCCAGGCCCCAGGAAGAGUCGCCUCGGAGUCCAACUUGAACGAGGCAACUUCGUUCUUGUUCUGGCUUUAAAACCCUUGUCGGGUUCCUUUCCAAGUCCUGUGGCGAAAGACUAGACUUGAGGCUCAAUUUCGCACGUCCAGGUCGACUAGAUCGCAGCGCGACACGGCACCCUCGACUUCAUGUCAUCGAUAAUUGAAAAGACGAACAAACCCCCUCAACGGAACGAGAAAGGGCAUGGACAUCAUGCCCCGGUCCACAAGGCCCUCGUUGACCUGGUCGAGUUGCUGCCAGCCAGCUCCGGCGCCUGGAUCAUGACCACAUACAUGAACCAGCUCUGCAAAGCAACUCGUCCACCCGAUGCGACCUGCCCAAAAGGGUCUCGCGUCGACUUUCUUGUCCGCCCGUCGCGAUGGAUGCUCCUCGCCGCCUGCAUCGUGUUUGGGUGCUCAGCAGCGUCGUUCCUCCAUCGACGCCAGCCCCACGACGCCCAUCAGCCGUACAUAUUUGCGGUCUGUGUUGCUGUCGGUGCGGUUGCAGGAGAGUGCACCGGAGCAAGUGCCGACUACAUCAUGCUAGUACAUGUCUCUUGGGGCGUGUGCGUGGCGAUGCUGGUGAGCGCAGUUAGCCUUCGUGUCCACGGAUACGGCAUCCAUGAGCGACAGUGACGAUGCGUUCGCGGCUCGAAUGGAACGGGCAUGUAGCUCCUAGUCGGAUUGCCCCGACAAAAGAAGCGCACAAGCUUCGCAAUACCGCCACUGUUGUUUCGGUUGUGGUUUCUCAUGUUUUUAUCCUGGUUUAUUUUGCGAAAUUGGAGAGGUUGGGC
Messenger RNA from Ilyonectria robusta, 825 nucleotides. RefSeq lists its product as uncharacterized. The record is from RefSeq and is a predicted model, not a curated record. NCBI's taxonomy places the organism in Eukaryota, Fungi, Ascomycota, Sordariomycetes, Hypocreales, Nectriaceae. The transcript has 2 exons. Bases 182 to 667 code for a protein of 161 amino acids.